Molecule: messenger RNA, 1237 nt
Organism: Macadamia integrifolia
Lineage: Eukaryota; Viridiplantae; Streptophyta; Magnoliopsida; Proteales; Proteaceae
Exons: 2
Coding region: 386-829 (147 amino acids)
Source: RefSeq, a predicted model, not a curated record
CUUUUCCAACCUGAGGGCCAUAUCCAAAGGAGGGUCACAUGCUCUUCUCACUCUCAUUCACAACAUAACACCUUUUCUUCUCUUUUAUGUGAGACACAAGAAGAGGGCUCUCUCCCCUGUGUCUCUCUCUCUCUCUGGUGUAAGCUUUGGUAAUGGUGUAAAGCCUUGAGAAGAGCCUCCCUCAUCUUCUUUUUGGAUUGGUCAGGGAAGGAACCAUGACUGUUGUGAACCAUAACAGAGCUGUAGUAUCAUGAAGGGUAGGAGGGCUGAGGUUCUCUUUUUUUCUCUGCUAUCUACUUGUGCUGUCUGCGUUUUUUGGAUUUUGUUUCUGUGGGGUCUGUUUUAUUCCUGAUGAGAGUGUGAUUGUGCUAAAUUUCGGGGAAGAAUGGGGGAAGAUAGCUGGGGGUUGGCACCUUCCGGAGCUCCUUUGAAUGUUCAGAGAGAGGAGCACUGGAGGCAUUUUGAUAACUCUGUAAAUGCGGUUUCUUUUGGGUUCGUUGCUACUGCAAUUCUCAUAUCCAUGUUUCUUGUUAUGGCUAUCUUCGAAAGGUUUCUCAGGCCACGAUCAUCUUCUCUGUCGGGUUCCGGUGGUCGGAAUCGUGGAGAUCUCGAGUCACAGCUCACCUUCAAUGGAAAGCUUGAUCACCCAUCACCGAAAAUGACAGUGUAUGCUAAUGGGGUUUCAGUGCUAAUGCCUGGAGAAGAAAUUCCUACAUUUAUUGCUCACCCAGCACCUGCUCCAUGCCCACCAGAGCGCAUCUUACGGCCUCCCCAUCAACAUAAAGCAUUCAGUAGCCCUACCUCAAACAUGAACUCAAAUUCAAUUUGAACUGGGGCAGAAAAUGAAAACAUGUACCAUGUACAUCAAAUGCUAGUUUUGAACAGAGACCAAAUCAGAGCAAAUCUGGGAGAAAAGAGUUCCAUGGACAGAUACGUAAUGAGUACCUGGUGCUUGAUGACUGAGCUCUAAGUCACCUCUCUUUGCCAUGUGUUCUAAUGUUUAUAUUGCAUUUUGUGAUUGAAUGGGGCUGGUUUUUAAGAUAUCCCGGCUUAGGUUCAGAGGAUCAAAUUUAACUUUCCAAUUGAUUUAAUCUGGCCUCCUUGUGUUUUUCCUCAUUUUAGAUUCUCUUGCAGUGAUCCAUAUACAAUAUGGGUGGGAUUACUUCUCUGGCCAUGGAGAACCUUCGAAUUUUGUAUAUGUAAAAAAAAAUUAGUGGAUUCUGGAUACCACUGUUAA